Molecule: messenger RNA, 503 nt
Organism: Molossus molossus (Pallas's mastiff bat)
Lineage: Eukaryota; Metazoa; Chordata; Mammalia; Chiroptera; Molossidae
Gene: RPS26
Product: ribosomal protein S26
Exons: 4
Coding region: 93-440 (115 amino acids)
Biological process (GO): translation
Cellular component (GO): ribosome; cytosolic small ribosomal subunit
Molecular function (GO): structural constituent of ribosome; mRNA binding
Source: RefSeq, a predicted model, not a curated record
UAAGGAUUCUUCCGGUGUGAGUGUAGGGAUCUCGCGCUAUAUAAGAGAGCCGGGCCGGGCGCCGGGUCCUCUCUCGGGUCCUCGCUUCCAAGAUGACCAAGAAAAGAAGGAACAACGGUCGUGCCAAAAAAGGCCGCGGCCAUGUGCAGCCUAUUCGUUGCACCAACUGCGCCCGAUGCGUGCCCAAGGACAAGGCCAUUAAGAAGUUCGUCAUUCGAAACAUAGUAGAGGCCGCAGCCGUUAGGGACAUUUCCGAAGCGAGUGUCUUCGACGCCUAUGUGCUUCCCAAGCUGUAUGUGAAACUACAUUACUGUGUGAGCUGUGCCAUUCAUAGCAAGGUAGUCAGGAAUCGUUCUCGCGAAGCCCGGAAGGACCGAACACCCCCACCUCGGUUUAGACCUGCGGGUGCUGCCCCACGACCUCCACCAAAGCCCAUGUAAGAAGCUAAGUUCUUGAUGACUUAAGAAAAGUUCUCUGGAAAAAAAUAAAUGGAAAUUGUACUU